UGUUUUUGUUUUUCUGUUUCAACUUUUUUUUUUCAAAUUUGGGCCGUGGUAGAGCUUGACACAGUUUGUGCACCAGGCCACCUAAUUAUUGGGCUAGGACUUUCAUACCAUUGUCGAUUUGGGCUUAAUUCCCUAAACCUCAAGUUGUAAAGCUGAACAACUAGGGUUAGGGCACACGGUUCCUCAUUCAAACACUCUCAGAACCUGAGUGUGUGAUAGAGAGAGAAAAUCGAAUCACUGUAAAUCUACGAAGCUCCACACUUUACAGCAAGAAGUACUCAUCUCUACACUCUUCGCUUUGAUUGAUAGCAUAUCAUAUGUGUAUGUAUCUUCAAGAAAUGAGGACUAUUUAUAUCUGCAAAAGUCUCAUCUCACUUUCUCUGAAGAAUUCUUCACAUCUCAACAAAACCCCAAUCUCUAUUUUCUCUCUCCUCUUCUUCUCUUCCUCUCCAAAAAGCCCCAAUCCGGUAGCUGAUUACUUGAUUGAGAGACACAAAUUUUCUCCUGAAACUGCUUCGAAAGUCUCUUCCUCUCCAAGAAGCCCCAAUUUGAAAAGGCCUGAAAAGAUCGAUUCGAUUCUGUCAUUUCUCCAGGAAAGUGGUUUUUCGGAUACCAAUCUCGAGCGUGUCAUCAAACACGCGCCUCAACUUCUCUCUGCAAAUCUUGAGCUUUCCAUCAAACCCAAAUUCAAGUUUUUUCAAGACUUGGGUAUUUAUUCUAGCGAUAUUGUGCAAAUUGUUUCGUCUGACCCUCUGAUUCUAACUCGUAGCGUUGAUAAUCAGCUUGGCCCAUUGAUUUUAACAUUGAAGAGUCUUUUGGGUUCAAAUAUGGAUGAUGUGUCUAGGGUUUUGAAGAAAUCUGGACGGUUUUUGAGGUGUGAUUUGGCGAAAACUAUGAUACCCAAUAUUGAAUUUCUGAAGAGCUGUGGCAUUAGUUCGUCGCAAAUAACUCAAUGUGUCUAUAACACCCCAACAUUUUUCACGAAUAGACCGACGAGAGUUAGAGAACUAGUCAGGAGGGUUGAUGAGCUGGGCUUUGACAGGAACUCUAAGAUGUUUCUUCCUGCGAUUCGGGCUAUUAGUUCUAUGACUAUAGAGAAUUGGGAGUUGAAAUUGGAGGUCUUUAAGAGUUUGGGAUUUUCGGAAGAUGACAUUUUGUCAAUUUUUAGGAGACAACCUCAGUUAUUUUCUCUGUCGGUGAGGAAAAUUAAGGCAACAACACAGCUUUUACUUAGCUCAGGCAAAUGUGAUAUCUCAUAUGUUGUUAAAAACCCAGACUUACUUGGUCGCAGUAUUGAGAAUAGGCUUAAGCCACGGCUAAGAGUUCUGGAGGUUUUGGAAAGCAGGAAUUUGCUUCUUAAAAAGCCGAGUUUGGGGCAUGUAUGCAAGAUCACUGAUAAGAAGUUCUUUGAGAAAUAUGUACUCCCUUAUUCAGAUGAAGUUGGUGAAUUAUUCGUGGUUAACAAGGCGUCAUUGCAAGCAGAAAUAUGUGCUUAAGAUCAUGGCAUCGUUUGUGAUUUCAUGAUUUAAUACCUAGAGGCAGGCUGAGACUGAAUCUUUUUUCCAAAGGACUUUGCGGCAUAACAUGGCAGGUAAGUAGGUACUAGGUAUUCAUUACUUUUUUUUUUUUUUGUAUCCAUAUAGUGUACUACUUUGAAAAACAUGGAUUAAUUUUCCACCUGGCUGUCUCAUUUCAAAUGAGUUUAAUUGAACAUUUUCUUUUGUUUC
This is a messenger RNA of Cornus florida, 1727 nucleotides long. RefSeq names its product transcription termination factor MTERF2, chloroplastic-like. Lineage: Eukaryota; Viridiplantae; Streptophyta; Magnoliopsida; Cornales; Cornaceae. The transcript has a single exon. Gene Ontology annotation, biological process: regulation of DNA-templated transcription; chloroplast organization. The record is from RefSeq and is a predicted model, not a curated record. Gene Ontology annotation, molecular function: double-stranded DNA binding. Gene Ontology annotation, cellular component: chloroplast. Bases 318 to 1496 code for a protein of 392 amino acids.